GGAAACGGAAGUGUAUAGGAAAUCAAAUGGCGUUUGUGUUGGUAUUGACUGGUGUUUGCAUUCGUCUGUAAAAAUUGUAGGCUUUAUUGUGGUCAUUAAUACUUUUUAAGCAUUGGCACCCAGUCGUCAGUAGUGCAAUGAUGAUUCCGACCGAGGAUGCGUCUGCUAGGAAGCGGGUGAUAGAGGAGAAACUUAAGCAGGAGCAAGAAACGCUGGCAUUUAUUCGUGAGAACUUGGAGAAGAGUGACCAGCUAACAAAAGGAAUGGUGUCCAUUCUGUCAUCGUUUGAGAGCCGACUGAUGCAGCUGGAGAACUCCAUUAUCCCGGUGCACAAGCAGACAGAGAACCUUCAGCGACUGCAGGAGAAUGUGGACAAGACCCUCUCCUGCAUGGAUCACGUAAUCAGCUACUACCAUGUUGCCAAGGAUACCGACAAGAUCAUCAGAGAGGGACCCACAGGGCGACUGGAUGAGUACCUGGCCUGUAUCGCAAAGAUCCAGAAAGCUGUGGAGUAUUUCCAGGACAACAAUCCUGACAGCCCAGAACUCAACUUAGUGAAAGCCAGAUUUGAAAAGGGAAAGGAGAGUCUGGAGACUGAGUUCCGCGGCCUGCUGACCCGCUACAGCAAACCUGUGCCCCCCAUCCUCAUCCUGGAUGCCAUUGGUGUGGACGACGAGCUGGAGGUCCAGGAGGAAGUGACCCUGGAGCACCUGCCUGAGGCCGUGUUGCAGGACAUCAUCAUCAUCUCCGGAUGGCUGGUAGAGUACGGACGCAACCAGGACUUCAUGAACGUGUACUUCCAGAUCCGCUCAAGCCAGCUGGACCGCUCCAUUAAGGGGCUGAAGGAGCAUUUCCGCAAGAGCAGUGCCUCCUCCGGCAUCCUCUACUCACCGGCAGUUCAGACCAAACGCAAAGACACCCCCACCAAGAAGGCCCCCAAAAGACCAGUCUACAUCCCAGGGACCAUUCGCAAGGCUCAGAACCUUCUGAAACAGUAUUCUCAGCAUGGGCUGGAUGGCAAAAAAGGGGGCGCUAACCUCACCCCUCUGGAAGGGAAGGACGACGUGCUGGACAUCGAGAUCGACUCCUACAUCCACUGCAUCAGUGCCUUCGUCAAGCUGGCCCAGAGCGAGUACGUUCUGCUCGCGGAGAUCAUCCCAGAACACCACCAGAAGAAGACCUUCGACUCACUCAUUCAGGAGGCCCUGGAUAACCUGAUGUUGGAGGGGGAUAACAUUGUGUCGGCCGCACGCCGGGCCAUCUUGCGUCAUGACUACUCUGCCGUCCUCACCAUCUUCCCCAUACUGAGGCACCUUAAGCAGACCAAGCCUGACUUUGACACUACCCUACAGGGCACAGCUGCCAGCACUAAGAACAAGCUCCCUACCCUCAUCACCUCCAUGGAGACCAUCGGAGCCAAAGCCCUGGAGGAGUUUGCAGACAGCAUCAAGAAUGACCCUGAUAAGGAGUACAACAUGCCGAAGGAUGGAACAGUCCAUGAGUUGACCAGUAAUGCCAUCUUGUUCUUGCAGCAGCUGCUGGACUUCCAGGAAACCGCUGGAGCCAUGCUGGCCUCUCAAGUACUCGGGGACACUUACAAUAUACCUUUAGACCCCCGAGAGACCAGCUCAUCUGCCAGCAGCUACAGCUCUGAGUUCAGCAGACGACUCCUCAGCACAUACAUAUGUAAAGUUCUGGGCAACCUACAGCUGAACCUUCUCAGUAAAUCCAAAGUUUAUGAGGACCAAGCCCUCAGUGCCAUAUUCCUCCACAACAACUACAACUACAUCCUCAAGUCCCUGGAGAAGUCAGAAUUAAUCCAGUUGGUGGCCGUCACUAAUAAGAAGGUGGAGAGUUCUUACAGAGAGCUGAUACAGCAACAAAUCCAGGUGUACCAACACAGCUGGUACAAAGUCACAGAGCACAUAACUGAUCGGAAUAUGCCUACUUUCCAACCUGGUACAAAGUUGAAAGAUAAAGAACGCCAGGUGAUCAAAGACAAAUUCAAGGGUUUCAAUGAUGGCCUGGAGGAGCUGUGUAAGAUCCAGAAGGGCUGGGCCAUCCCCGACAAAGAGCAGCGGGACUUCAUUCGCCAGGCUCAGAAGAGGGUGGUGUCCGAGGCCUACAGGGCCUUCCUGCAUAGAUAUGCAAACAUCUCCUUCACAAAAAAUCCAGAGAAGUAUCACAAGUACAGGGCAGAGAAUGUGGAGGAUAUGAUCGAGAGGCUUUUCGACACCUCAGCUUGAGUUGCUGUCGGUCACCAUUGGCAAACACCCUUCGCUCCUUGCACAUUGCUAUGCUCAUGUCAACCUACUGCUUUUAUUGUAUCCUCUGGGAAUCUUUUUUUUUUUUUUUUGUAUAAAGACACUAUUUAUGUAAAUUCCACAUCUGUCCUUGGGAUUAAUACACUAUAAAUGAAAUAAAAUAAAUCAUGUUA
Messenger RNA from Clupea harengus (Atlantic herring), 2437 nucleotides. RefSeq names its product exocyst complex component 7 (gene exoc7). NCBI's taxonomy places the organism in Eukaryota, Metazoa, Chordata, Actinopteri, Clupeiformes, Clupeidae. Gene Ontology annotation, molecular function: phosphatidylinositol-4,5-bisphosphate binding. The record is from RefSeq and is a predicted model, not a curated record. Gene Ontology annotation, biological process: exocytosis. Gene Ontology annotation, cellular component: exocyst.